Malaclemys terrapin pileata is the source of this 1524-nucleotide messenger RNA. RefSeq names its product olfactory receptor 51I1-like. The coding region runs from base 113 to 1048 and encodes 311 amino acids. Gene Ontology annotation, biological process: G protein-coupled receptor signaling pathway. Gene Ontology annotation, cellular component: membrane. Gene Ontology annotation, molecular function: G protein-coupled receptor activity; olfactory receptor activity. The record is from RefSeq and is a predicted model, not a curated record. NCBI's taxonomy places the organism in Eukaryota, Metazoa, Chordata, Testudines, Emydidae. The transcript has 2 exons.
CACGCCGUUACCAGUGCAGCCUUAUGCCUCUGGGGUGAAGAGACGGUCUCCCCGCUCUGCGGCCCUGCGCGUUGCUGGGCUUUAGAGCUGACCAGGACAGCAACUGCUCAGCAUGGUGGAUUUCAAUAGCACCAACUUCCAGCCCGCAACGUUCCAACUGGCCGGGUUCCCGGGCCUGGAAGCUGCUCACCACUGGAUCUCGAUCCCUUUCUGUGUGUUCUACGUCGCCGCCAUUCUAGGGAAUUGCACUAUUCUCUGCAUUAUCUGGGCAGACCGGCGUCUCCACCAGCCCAUGUAUUUGUUCCUUUGCAUGUUGUCAGUCAACGACCUCGGUGUCUCGCUGUCGACCCUGCCCACGGUGCUCAGCACCUUCUGCUUCAAUGUCACAGACGUCGCGUUCGACGCCUGCCUGGCCCAGAUGUUUUUCAUUCACUCCUUUUCCAACAUGGGGUCGGGGAUUUUACUGGCCAUGUCAUUCGAUCGCUUUGUCGCCAUCUGCGACCCGCUGCGCUACGCGGCCAUCUUGACCAACCCCAGGAUCGUGAGAAUCGGGCUGGCUGUUGUGAUUAGAAGCUUCAGUGUGGUUUUACCAUUGCCCAUUCUUAUUAAACGCUUGCCUUUCUGCCGUGCCGAAGCCCUCUCCCACGCCUACUGUCUGCACCCGGACGUGAUGAGGCUGGCGUGUGCGGACAUCACAGUCAAUAACAUCUACGGCUUAUGUGCUGUUCUCUUUGUCUUCGGAAUAGACUUGCUGCUUAUUGUCAUCUCCUACAUUCUGAUUCUGAAGACCAUCUUCAGUAUCGCCUCUGGGGGGCAGCGUCUCAAGGCCCUGAACACCUGCAUCUCCCAUGUCUGCGCUGUCUUAAUAUUCUACAUUCCAAUGAUCACAGUCUCUGUCAUACACAGGUAUGGCGAGAACGCCCCGCCGCUGGUCCACAUUCUGAUGUCCAGUGUCUACCUCUUCAUGCCCCCUGUGAUAAACCCCAUCGUUUACAGUAUAAAAACCAAAGAGAUUCGAAAGAGCAUCCUCAAAAUGUUCUCUAGGUAACUAACCCAACCUGGGUGUGAGAUGGUUUCUGAUGUCUAUCUUUUUGGUUUGUAAGUGGAUGGAUGGAUGGAUGGAUGCCUUAAAGUUUCAGAAGUGGCUAGUGAUUUGGAGGUCUUCAGUUAAGGGGUACCCAACUGGAGACAUGGCAAAAGGCCUGAUUUUCAAACAGGGUUGGGCACUUGUUCUCUGAAAAUCAACACUUUGAAGACAUCUCCGAUUGGGCAUCUAAAAACUGAAGCAACCAAAAUCUCACAUCUCAUUUGAAACAUUGGGCCAUGAUUUCUGUAUCGGGCAGUUGGCUGACCAUGAAAAAAGAGAUGCCACAAAGUGUGAGAUUAGGUGGGUGAAUUGUGGCCUUUCGGGGGAUGUUUGUUCUCUAUUUUAUCCGUACAUUAUGCACAAUUCUUUGUACGACGCAGGUGAUGUUAAGCUUGAAUUGACAAUGUAUGACUGUUCUAGACUCUUUUGUAUUUGGA